Messenger RNA from Rubroshorea leprosula, 728 nucleotides. The record is from the annotation of a GenBank genome assembly. Lineage: Eukaryota; Viridiplantae; Streptophyta; Magnoliopsida; Malvales; Dipterocarpaceae.
GGAAAUUUCAGAGAGGCAAGGGAAAAGAUACGUCUGCGGUUUUUCGGCGGAGUUGGGGUUUUAGUUCUGUGGGAGCCGGGAGGGGAGAAAGAGGAGAGAUGGGGCGGAGAAUAUUGAACGAUGCAUUGAGGUCAAUUGUGAAUGCGGAGAGGAGAGGGAAAGCUACAGUGGAUUUGAAACCCAUCUCCACCGUGAUGUCUUCUUUCCUCAAGAUCAUGAAAGAUCAUGGAUACAUCAGGGACUUUCAGGUUUAUGAUCCACAUAGAGUGGGAAGAAUAACAGUUCAACUACAAGGCAGGGUAAAUGAUUGCAAAGCUCUCACUUACAGGCAAGACAUCAAAGCAAAAGAUAUUGAAGCCUACAGAUUACGCACACUACCAACGCGGCAGUGGGGUUAUGUCGUGAUUACAACCCCAGAUGGUAUUUUGGAUCAUGAAGAGGCCAUCAAGCGAAAUGUGGGGGGACAGGUUCUCGGUCACUUCCAUUAGCUCCCUGGCCUCUCCCCACACAUCUGGUUAGGAAGAGGGGAAGAGUUGUUUAUGGAAUUUGGGACUUUUAUGGCUUGAUUUCCACCUCCAAGAUUGUGUUAUUUGUAAACUACAGUCAAGAUCUCUCCUAAUUUUUUACAAGUUAAAGACAUGAAUUCUGAUAUUUAACCUCUCUAAUUCUUGGAUAUGGCCGGGGAUGAGAUCGUCCCUAUCUGCUUCAAAUACAUAUGAUAGUAUCAU